Messenger RNA from Dunckerocampus dactyliophorus (ringed pipefish), 1985 nucleotides. RefSeq names its product claudin 12 (gene cldn12). NCBI's taxonomy places the organism in Eukaryota, Metazoa, Chordata, Actinopteri, Syngnathiformes, Syngnathidae. The transcript has 3 exons. Gene Ontology annotation, cellular component: plasma membrane. The record is from RefSeq and is a predicted model, not a curated record. Bases 275 to 1339 code for a protein of 354 amino acids.
UGACCCAGGAAAUGGAGGGCUGGGAAAAGGUGGCUCUGGAAGGUCACCUAAAAGAAGUUAGUCCUAUCAGUACUCUCAAUCAAAUACGACUGUCUUGAUCCCACUUCCAUGCAAUACUCAAGCUUACCGGCGAGAUCAUGAAGAAGUCCGUCUGGUCCUCCUCCAGAUUUGUAUACCAUAUGAAUGCCAUCGUCCUCCUGAAGGACAAAAAGGUACUUGCUUUUUUUCUCCUUUGUGGUCGGCAGCUCCUCUCAGCAACGACGACAAAAACACCAUGUCUUGCCGGGACAUCCACGCCACCAACGCCUUUGCCUUCUUCAUAGCCUUCGUGUCUGUGGCCGGUAUGACUGUAGCAGCCCUAAUCCCUCAGUGGCGUGUGACCAGACUGGUCACCUUCAAUCGCAAUGCCAAGAACAUCAGCGUUUAUGAUGGGCUGUGGGCGAAAUGCGUCAAGCAGGAUGGCUAUUCGGGAUGCUACUUCUAUGACUCAGAGUGGUACUCCAAAGUGGACCAGCUGGACCUGAGGCUCCUGCAGUUCUGCUUGCCUGCAGGUUUAGGCUUCGGCUUGAUGGCCUUGCUGCUGUGCAUGGCCGGCAUGUGUAAAACCUGCUGCUGCUCAGACAAGCCUGAACCGGACAUUAAAAGCAUCCGCUUCUUGGUGAACAGCGCGGGCUGUCACCUGGUGGCAGGGAUGUUUCUCUUCCUGGGCGGCGCCAUUGCCAUCGCGCCCUCCGUGUGGUUCCUGUUCCGCACUAAGGAGCUGAACAACAGAUAUGACAACAUUUUCUCUGACGGCUUUGCCGUGUACGUGUCCAUCGGCUGCUCUGGGGGGCUGAUGUUGGCCGCCCUGCUCAUGUUCAUGUGGUACUGCAUGUGCAAAAAGUUGCCCUCUCCCUUCUGGUUGCCCCUUCCCUCAAUGUCCACCUCCACGUCUACUCAGCCACUCACCGCUAACGGAUUCCCCCCAUCGCCAGUUUACGGCCCUCAGGUCCUCCCGCCACCUCAGGCCUACCCUCCCACGGUGAUCGACACACAGACAUAUGUUCCGGCACAGGGAUAUGUGCAAAGUGUUGCCGCCCCCGCACCACCACAAGUGUACAUGUCUCAGAUUUCUGCUCCUGAUGGGUACGGCUCAGAAGCGGGGGGCGGGCAGGCAUACAGCUACGCACACUCUCAGAUCUAUGCACCCUCUCAGAGCUACGCACCCUCCCAGAGCUACGCACCCUCUCAAAGUUAUGCACCCUCUCAAAGUUAUGCACCCAGUUACGUCGGCCACCGCUACUCCACCCGCUCACGCACGUCUGCCAUUGAGAUUGACAUUCCUGUGGUGACGCAGUAACAAAAAUGAGGCACAAGUUAAUUAGUCUCUUAAGAGGCUGAUUAAAUUGCUGAUCAUAGAAGUGAGCACCUGUCGAGAGCUUGAAGUGUUCUAUGAAGGAUGACAUGUACAAAAGAACAAAGAGUAACGCUGUUGGUGCAAAUGGUUCAAGUGUUUGUAUAUUUUUUAAAAAAGAAAACACUCAAAUUCGUCCCCCCUAACUAGCCUUUUCACUGUUGCAGCCAUGGGUGCCUAAUAAGGAGCUGAAUAUACUACAUCCAUUGGAAGCCUUUACACUGGAUGCCAAAUAACUGCAAACUACUUCUCCUGUUACAUUAAGUGCUCAAGAUUCAAAAGUUUGUCACAAUGCCAUCAGAAAGAUUUCUUGAUGAAGGUGCUCGCUACCACAGCACUACUUUCGUGUAGCAUGUAUUGAUCGUGUGAGCAGCUGUUAAUAAUGCACUAAUAUUAAGUACUAAUGUGAGCAACUGUGCCACUUCACUCUGUAAUGGAUUGUUUAACUUGUAUUUUGUUGUUACUGUAAUGUGAUCCAGACAAGCUGUCACACGGGUUAAAUGAUGAUACUGUACAUAAUGAUACAUGUGGUAGAAAAAGUAGCUGCAUCACUUAAUGAAGAACAUUCCUUUUUUUUUUUUUUUUUAAAGAA